Asparagus officinalis (garden asparagus) is the source of this 1969-nucleotide messenger RNA. Its product is annotated as guanine nucleotide-binding protein subunit beta-like. The transcript is spliced from 2 exons. Gene Ontology annotation, molecular function: signaling receptor complex adaptor activity; protein binding. The record is from RefSeq and is a predicted model, not a curated record. Gene Ontology annotation, biological process: G protein-coupled receptor signaling pathway. Lineage: Eukaryota; Viridiplantae; Streptophyta; Magnoliopsida; Asparagales; Asparagaceae. Bases 652 to 1164 code for a protein of 170 amino acids. Gene Ontology annotation, cellular component: cytoplasm; heterotrimeric G-protein complex.
GGGAGUUGGAACUUGUUGGUAUGUCCCUAACUUGUCUCGCAAGUAUGUUUGUCAAGUUGAGGAAUUUGGCUUAUCUUGCAUGCCUUUUUGCUACUUGCAUAAUGUUAUCGUCUCAUGUGUUUAUGCACUCUACUCUCCAGUAUAAUUCUGGUACAACACAUCCGCAACAUUAAGGGAUCAUAUGGACACAUAUAUACAAUACAUAAACUAUAUUUAGCAAUCAGUUUCCUUAGUUUAUUCCUUUUUUCCCUAAUCAUGGAACAACUCCAAUUAUGCAUAUCCUAUUUUUCCCUUCGCCAUGGGAUUCACAAUAUUUCUUUGUUAUUUCUCCAAAGAAGUGCGCAUGAUGAAAAUACUUGAGUGUAGUGAAUGACUGAAUACAACUAGCAUAGAGAUGGGGUAUGCAUGUGUCAUCUCAUUCUUCCGGUUGGCCAUAACUUUAAAAUUCUUCCUUCACGUUGAUUGAUAUUGUAUACAUGUUGGAAGCUCUUCCCAGACAGUGUACUCGUCCACUGUUGUGUUUAUGCAAGCAGAUAUUCCACAAAACUGCCUUUGUUUUUCUUUUUCACCAUUUUCUCUUUGAACGAUUGUUUGAUUAUUGUCUAAUUUAUUUAUGCAUAUUUGACAUUGACAAUAUGUUUUAAGACAUUUAUGCUGUCUCCUUUUAGUGUCUCGAUCAACAGCUCAAACUCGAACAUAUUUGUCUCUGGUUCGUGUGAUGCAACUGCACGUUUAUGGGAUACAAGGAUAGCUAGUAGAGCUAUUCGGACGUAUCAUGGUCAUGAGGGGGAUGUUAAUGCUGUCAAGUUCUUUCCAGAUGGGCAAAGGUUUGGAACUGGCUCUGAUGAUGGUACAUGUAGGCUAUUCGACAUGAGGACAGGGCAUCAACUUCAGGUUUAUGGUCAGCGCCAUGAAGAUAAUGACAAUGAUGCCCCCAUCGUAACAUCUAUUGCCUUCUCUAUAUCAGGAAGACUUCUUUUUGCUGGAUAUUCGAAUGGUAACUGUUAUGUAUGGGACACAUUAGUUGCUGAUGUAGUCUUGGACUUGGGAUCCCUGCAAAACUCACACGAAGGAAGAAUAAGUUGCCUGGGUCUUUCGCCGGAUGGCAGUGCCUUGUGCACAGGAAGUUGGGAUAAGAACCUCAAGGUUAGUUCUUCAAUAUAGCUUCAAUGGUUUAUUCAAAACCACAUGAUGGAGAAUCUUUUCUAAUUUUAGCUCUAAUCUGCUACAACUAUUUAGUAUGCACUAGUUACUUUGUUUGCUAUGUGAUGUGUUUUCAUUCUUAGGAAUUCUUUGAGUCUAAAUUCCGAAUUGAAAGUAUAAAAAUAUUUUUCCAAAUCCACCCUAAAGCAAUGUCAACACCUGAAAUCUUCAACCUGACACUUGAAAUCAUUUAACUUACUUAAUGCUCCUCAUGUUAUUUUCUCCAUUUGAGAGUUAUUAUAAUCUGGAUCUUUCUUGAGUGAUGGGUAAGUACGCUGAUUUUCAUAAGAGUUUAAUGAAAACACCCAAGGUAUACACGUGAGUAUUCUGGGAAUAUAUGUUGUAGCCAUUAUGUAGGGGUCUAUCUUAAACCUUGAAAAAAGGUUGUAAACCGUUGUAUUUUCUUUUGCCCUUCUUUCCAUCUCCCAUUAAUAAUUUCCCCUGCUUUACUCCUGCCCUAGUGUAAACCUUACAUACCAUUUAUAAACCUAACACCACCUCUUAUGAUUUAUCCAGUGCGUAGAUCCACAACUCAUGAUCAUCAACAUCUCCAGUACAUAGCGGUUCUCAUUCUCCUUUUUUCCCCUUUUAUUUCUCAUUUCUCAUUUCUAUUUUCUUCGACCUCCACCACUACCCAAGUAAUAUGAGGUGUGUCUUGAAGCAAAUUAAAUGAUUUCAAAUGUCAACUAAAAUUCAAGAAUUUAAGGACUUAACAUGGAAUGCUGGAGACCUGAGGGUGCAUGUGCGAACUACCAGAAAGAAAAGG